AUGAUGGCUGUGCUGGACGGGUACACGCGAAUCGCCAAGGUGCUCUUGGAAGCCCGGGCUUGCCUGGAGCGUUGUCGCGCAGAUGGCCUGAGCCCAUUGCAUGCUGCCGUGCUGCGAGAGGCUACCCUGCCCCCUCGCGCAGGCGAAGCUUCGAUGAUUGCAUUGUUGGCAGAGGCCAGGGCCGAUCCUGAGGUGCGAACAAGACAAGGGGUGUCACCGCUAUCCCUUCUGAUGAGCUCGUCCGUUAAUGCUCCGCACCGAAGCACUGCCUUGCACAACCUGAUCGACAUCAAGGCAGAUGUGAACCGGCCCAUUGCGGGAGACGGCACGCGUCCUCUUCAUGCUACGGUUCACCACAACCUACGGGUGGAAGCAGCCCUGCUCUUGGAGCGCGCUGCAGAUCCUAAUGCGGCGCACGACGACGGCACUGCGCCGCUGCACCUGGCAGCCUCAGCCGGUGCCGCGCCCUUCGUUGACCUUCUGCUGAAUAGCCGUGCAGAUGCGACGGCCACCACCCAGUCCGGGCAGACAGCGCUUGAUCUGGCCAGGCAGCAUGGGUUUCGUGCCAUUGAGGACCGCUUGCGGCAAUGA
Symbiodinium sp. CCMP2456 is the source of this 591-nucleotide messenger RNA. The record is from the annotation of a GenBank genome assembly. NCBI's taxonomy places the organism in Eukaryota, Dinophyceae, Suessiales, Symbiodiniaceae.